GAUGGCGGACGCAGAAGAUCCAUUUGAAUCUCUUUUAUUUUUAGAGGAAAACUGCCAUAAAGAUGGCUAUAAUGAAGGAUGGAUCGUAGGUCAAGGGAAAGGUCUUUCAGUUGGACGAGGUCUUGGUAUUGAUAAAGGCAAAGAAAUUGGCUCUGAGAUUGGUUAUUAUUCUGGAUUCGUUUCAACUUGGCUUCUUCUCAUAGACAAGUCUGACAAGAAGGGUGCAAGGGUUAAUACUCAGCUUCAAAACCUGAACUCCUUAAUCGACCAGCUGUCAAUCACAGAUCCCACUGAUGAAAAUCUCUUUGCUAAUAUUGAGAAAGUGAGAGCCAAGUUUAAGAAGAUCAUCUCUCUCCUUGGAGUCAGCCCUGAGGGUAGAACUCAAGAAACAGAGAUGCUUUCUUUUUGAAUACAAAAUAUAUAUACUGCUCUUGUAUAGCACCUUGCAACAUUUCAGAAAAAUUUCAAAACCAUUUUCGUUAGUAACGAAAAAAACUCCGUAAAAACGCACCAAACUGGCUUCAAAAUCAGCAAAACAUCAAAAGAUACAACAAGCUAUCCAGGAAAGUCGUUUUUAUUCUUAGAAGUACUAAUUUUCCACGCUACAAAAUAUUACUGUUAACACUCAAAACAAGAGAUUGGGCUGCCUGUGAUAUGUAACUACAGUAUUGGGAUCCCUGCGGUUUUAUUUCGAAAGCUAGGUUUGGGAUACCUGUGGAGUUAUUUUAGGCCCUGACUUCCGGUUGACAGGACGGUCUACCAGUCAAUUUGUAGAGAGAAGUAAAACAAAAUGCUAUCUCUAAAUAUUCUGAACUAUGUGGUCAUUGUCAGCAGUAUUGCCAUUUUGGUUUUCGCAAGAGCUAGUACCAUUAACAAUGGCAAGAGUUCACGAGCACGUUUGGUUGAAAAGAUGAAAACCGAUGCACAAAACCACGGCGACAUCGCGGAGAGGAUCAUCAAAUUCAUCACUUCGGGACCAGCAAAGCACCAAGUAUACGACAGGCUGGCUACUUUUACUGAUACUUUUGGCAAUAGAAUAGCGGGCUCACAAAACCUAGAGAAUGCUAUUGAUUAUAUGCUAGAAGAAUUAAAGAAAGAUGGUUUGGAAAAUGUCCAUGGCGAGAAUGUGAAAGUGCCGCACUGGGUUAGAGGAAGUGAAUCAGCCACGAUGCUUAGCCCGAGAAGAUAUUCCAUGAAUAUCUUAGGACUUGGAUCGAGCGUUGGAACCCCGCCAGAAGGGAUUACUGCCGAUGUCUUGGUCGUGAAAUCAUUUGACGAGCUAAAAACUAGAGCGAAAGAGGCCGAAGGAAAGAUAGUUGUCUUUAAUGAAGAGUUCGUAUCAUAUGGAGAAACUGUUUCCUAUCGAGAUUUUUCCGCUGUUCGCACUGCAGAGGUUGGUGGCGUGGCCUCUCUCAUAAGGUCCGUGGCUCCAUUUUCAAUCAACAGCCCACACACAGGAUGGCAGGACUAUAGUAAAGGUGUAAAGAAAAUCCCAACAGCUUGCAUUACAAUAGAAGAUGCUGAGAUGUUGGGAAGGAUGGCGGCCAGAGGAACCAAGAUUACAAUCAACCUGAAAAUGGAAGCAAAGACCCUCCCGCCUGUUACAUCCAGAAAUACUGUGGCUGAGAUUGUUGGUAGCAAAUAUCCUGAUCAGGUUGUAUUGGUCAGCGGUCACCUCGAUAGCUGGGAUGUUGGUCAAGGUGCAAUGGAUGACGGCGGUGGGGCAUUCAUCUCGUGGCAAGCUCUGUCCGUCAUCCGCCAACUAAAACUCCGUCCCAAGCGCACCCUUCGUAUGGUGAUGUGGACCGGAGAAGAAGAGGGGUAUUUUGGGGGUUUACAAUAUUACAAUGUCCACAAGGUCAAUAUCAGUAAUUUUGAUCUCGUAAUGGAGUCCGAUAUCGGGACAUUCAAGCCACUGGGAUUAGACUUUAAUGGAUCUGCUGAUGCAGUCGAAGUGAUGAAAGAAGUGUUGAAGCUUCUCAAGCCGAUUAAUGCCUCGAUGUUGAACCCUACGAAUGUAGGCGGAGACAUAACUAAUUGGGUGAAAAAUGGCGUUCCCGGCGGGAGUCUGUCUAACCAGAAUGAUAAAUACUUCUACUUUCAUCACACUGACGGUGAUACUAUGACGGUGCUGAAUGCAGAUGAGCUGGACUUGUGUGCUGCAUUAUGGGCCGUGGUGGCGUAUACAGUUGCUGAUAUGGAAGACAUGUUACCUAGGUGAUACGAUGCUGCCCCAUACCCCCCCCCCCAUCACCACCACACCCACACACACCACUUCACUUUUGACUACUAAAACAACCUUAAAAUCGAUUAUUGUAUUGUGAUCCAUAGCGUCAUGACACGUGUGUGACAUUAGAGGAUCAUGCAAUUAGGUUGCUAGGACACAGCCCCGUCACGGUCACGCCACGUUUGAUUACAAACUUUUUUUUACAGCAAUUUGACAAAUUCUUUCUUUAAUCCUAGAGAUAGAGCUAAAAAUCGACUAUUUAAAAAUGAUAUUUUGGAGAAUUUUUCUAUCAUCGGUUUUGACGUCAACUUGACGAUGUUAUGACGUCAACCGCGUGCAUUAAAAACUGGUGUUAGGAUUCAUGCAGAAAAGUAAUAGUUUUUCGUUAAGUUGAAACUGAGUUUACUUAUACAUCUAUUAAUUUAGCGCUUUUUCCUUAAUUCAAAUUCAAAUUCAAAUCGAUUAUUUAUACCCAUCGUAAUUCAUUAUUUUCUUACGAAAUAAAAAAACAACAACAGAAAAA
Messenger RNA from Actinia tenebrosa (Australian red waratah sea anemone), 2750 nucleotides. RefSeq names its product carboxypeptidase Q-like. Gene Ontology annotation, molecular function: metallodipeptidase activity. Gene Ontology annotation, biological process: proteolysis; peptide catabolic process. The record is from RefSeq and is a predicted model, not a curated record. NCBI's taxonomy places the organism in Eukaryota, Metazoa, Cnidaria, Anthozoa, Actiniaria, Actiniidae.